Elgaria multicarinata webbii is the source of this 2211-nucleotide messenger RNA. It is a transcript of the gene PRKRIP1, whose product is annotated as PRKR interacting protein 1. The transcript is spliced from 6 exons. NCBI's taxonomy places the organism in Eukaryota, Metazoa, Chordata, Lepidosauria, Squamata, Anguidae. Gene Ontology annotation, cellular component: nucleolus. Bases 41 to 607 code for a protein of 188 amino acids. Gene Ontology annotation, molecular function: double-stranded RNA binding; protein kinase binding; protein kinase inhibitor activity. The record is from RefSeq and is a predicted model, not a curated record. Gene Ontology annotation, biological process: negative regulation of protein kinase activity.
CCUUUUGAGCAGGGGAAAGGAGCCGGGAAGGGGGUGUGGGAUGGCGGCGGGGCCGACGCGGCCUUCCCGGCCCCGGAAGGAGCCGCAGCCGCUGGUCAUUCCCCGGAGCGCUGCGGAGGAGCAGCGCCUCAAGUUGGAGCGGCUCAUGAGGAAUCCGGAUAAGACAGUUCCAAUUCCUGAAAAGCUCAACGAAUGGGCGCCCCGCCCACCUCCAGAAUUCGUCAGAGAUGUUAUGGGUUCCAGUGCUGGUGCUGGCAGUGGGGAAUUCCACGUCUACAGGCACCUUCGACGGCGAGAGUACCAGAGGCAAGAUUUUAUGGACGCCAUGGCUGAGAAGCAAAAACUGGACGAGGAAUAUCUGAAGAAGCUCACAGAGAACAAGAUAGCCGCAGAAGAACAGACAGCCAAGCGCAGACGGAAGCGCCAGAAAUUGAAAGAGAAGAAAAUGCUGGCAAAGAAGAGUAAGCUUGAACAAAAGAGCGAGGAUGCAGCCGCGGAUUCUGACCAGUCCCCAAAGCAGCAGACCAGCGAAGAGGAAGACGAAGACGCUUCCGAGGAGGAGGAAAAAGACAAUGCAGAAGACCCCAGCUUUAUGAUGAGGAGAUGAUGGUUUUGACACUGUGUGUAGUAUUCAUCUACUGUUGGGGAGCCUGGAUUCUUUACCAAGCAAGAGUUCCUCACCCCUCCCAAUGCUGUUUCAGACCUUCAUUAUGAUAGAGGCGUGGUCGUAAGAGCCUCACAGGGCGUCAGCCCCCAGUGACUUCCAAGCUUGGCUUGUGUAACUGUUGGGCUGUCUGCCACAGGGUUUCAGCAAGGAAAGUGUCAGCAUCGCAGCCCUGUGACCCUCCGGUUCUCCUAGCAUUGCUCCAAAGUGGUGUCUCUCUGAAAGCUAAUUCUUUAUCCAUCUGUAUUUUUUGGCUGGUCUUUCCCCCACUGAAACACCUAAGUACGCAAAUGGGCUUUUGUGGAAGAAGGUGGGCUUUAACUCUUAUUGCAGAGAACAUUCUGAACUUUCCUCUACGAGAAGAGAAGAGCAAACUCAUUCGGGCGUUUCUGCUAGGCUUCGUCUUCCGCCCUUGCAUUUCCGCCACAAGAUAGGCUUUACGAAGAGCGAGAAAAUCUCUCUUCGCUUCAGAAACGCGGUCAACUUUUCUCCUAAAAGUUUGUUAAUAAAAAAGGGGACCUCCGAGCAUUUUACUCGUCUGUGAAUGAUGCAAAGUGUGUUGUUUAUAGAAGGCUAGCCUUCCCUAACAUUGUGUCCUCCAGUUGUUUAGGAUUCAGUUCCCAUCAUCCCCUGCCAGCUUGGACAACGACCAGGGAUUAUGGUAGUCGUACCCCAAAAUAUCUGGAGGACACCAGGUUGGGGGAGGCUGAGUUAGAUUUCUCCUCUGUGGAUUUCUCUGCCAGUUAUGAUAAAUAAAUAUCACAAUACCUUUGAAUCACAGCUGCUCUGGGCAGAGAAUAUACUUCGCCCCUGACUGCACGAAACAAGAAGCUGGAUCUGGAUCCGUUCUUAUUUUGGUGUGCAACACAAUGGCCGCAGUAGUGGCUACACUAACCAGAACUGGAAAGUUUGCCAUGUUGUCCAAACCCAGGUUCCUGGCUUGUUGUUCCUUUCAGAAGCCAGGAUUUAUCAUUUAAAAAAACAAAACAUGCAUGCAUUUUUUAAAAAAAAUAUUAUGAAAUAAGAUAAAAAGGAGGGACCCUGGCAGACGCAAAAAGAGGCAUCUGAGGACAUUUUGGGACCAACGGAAACCACGUUGUAGAGCCCAUGACUAGGGUGGCCAGAAGUGCUAUUUUACUGAAGGUAGUCCUCUAUUUGAAGGUCCCUCAGAAGACAGUCCUCUGUUUAAUGUCCCUUCCUCUAGAGACGCUGCUCAGUCUGGUUUGGGGUCAGCAAUUUUCUCCCUCACCCAAUUCACCCCUGUUUGAACGGAGGUCCCAUAACUUCCACCACCUCACAGGAUUGCAGGUAGGGAAAGUGAGAUUACAUCGGCGAGAAAAACCAGUGAUUAGAUGUCUUGCCGCUACAAGGGCCUUCCAGAAACUCUCGAUCUAAGGCAAAACUAGCCAUGACAACAUUCACGCAAUGAGCAACUGGAUUUUGAGUUAUGAAGGGUGUUUAUUCAUUGAUUUACAGACCUCACAAAGCAGUUCACAUGAACUGAUUAAAACAAGAAAAUCAAUAAAAUAUGCAAUUUUAACAAACAA